Messenger RNA from Malus domestica (apple), 802 nucleotides. Lineage: Eukaryota; Viridiplantae; Streptophyta; Magnoliopsida; Rosales; Rosaceae. The record is from RefSeq and is a predicted model, not a curated record.
AUGGAAAAUGAUUACAAAACUAAACUGAAGAGCAAGAAUUCUGAACUCGAGCAGGCGAAUGCAAAGAUACAAACUCUUCUUGCCAGUAUGGAGCAGUUACAGUCCUCAAGUAAUGGAAAGGAUGACAAGAUUGGAAUAUUAAUAAGUAAAGUUGCUAAGAUGGAGGCUGAUUCAAACAAGUUCAAGGAGGAAAUUUCGAAACUUUCGAAGGAGUUGGAAACAUUAAGAAAUUCCACAAGCACUUCGUCUACUCCUGUUUUGAACCGGUGUACAACAAGAACUAGAGGCAAGAGUAGUGUUAAUGUAACUGUGAAGAAAGAUUCGUCGUCUGCACAACGUCCUCAUCCUUCAAAGGACACCAAAAAGGGGAGCGGCAGUACAAAGAGAGACGCAGAUGAUGUUAUAACCAUUACCGAGACUCCAAAGUUGUUCUCAUCCAGAUUUAAAGUACCCAAGUUGAAGAAUGCAUCAUCACCCGGUGUAAGAUAAUCCAACUGCGUUUUCCUAACGGCGAUUGUCACACUGUAUUUCAUGUGGAGUUGUUCAGUUUUAGCUUGUCUUGUGUUCUCCUAGAGUUCCUUGCUUUUGUGUAAAUUAUGUGUCAAUUCUAACAUGUAGUAAGAUAUAUGAUUGGAUCUGUCAAGCAUCUUAACAGUUUUAGCUUUUGGCUUGUAAAAUGAUCCUAGGCAUCUAUGUGGUGUUAUCUUACACAUAUAUCCUGUAAAUUUUGACAAUUUUUUUUUCUUUUUUAUCAGCGGGAAUUUGAUUCUUAGUAGACUUAUCUAUUUUUUCCUUUAUAGCA